Staurois parvus is the source of this 258-nucleotide messenger RNA. The record is from the annotation of a GenBank genome assembly. NCBI's taxonomy places the organism in Eukaryota, Metazoa, Chordata, Amphibia, Anura, Ranidae.
AUGCACUCUGCUCUAUUUCCUUCAGAGAAAAAGAAGGUAAUGUUUAUUAUUGGACUUCUGACUGGGGAAGCUCUAGCUUGGGCCUCCCCUUAUAUAGAAAAAGACAGUACCACUCUGAAUAAUUUUGAGACUGUUUUGAUUGAACUGAAUCAGGUUUUUGAUGAUCCCAACCACUGGGCUACUGCCGAAGAUAAGUUGCAUAGUCUGUGGCAGGGUAAACGCUCGGUUGUUGAAUACACAGCUGAAUUCAGAUGUUGA